This is a messenger RNA of Drosophila elegans, 2236 nucleotides long. RefSeq lists its product as uncharacterized. The record is from RefSeq and is a predicted model, not a curated record. Bases 352 to 1224 code for a protein of 290 amino acids. The transcript is spliced from 3 exons. NCBI's taxonomy places the organism in Eukaryota, Metazoa, Arthropoda, Insecta, Diptera, Drosophilidae.
AAAACGAGUUAAUAUUAUAAAAAUAUAUUCCUGAUUCUAUAAUAUCCAACUGAUAUUCUCAAAAAAAAAAUGUUUUUACAUUUUAGAGCACAAAAAAACGAUAUUGAAAUUGAUCAAAUUAUAUUUUUCAGUGCAGUCUUAACACCAAAAGAGCACAAGAGAGAGCGAGAGAGAGAGAGGGAGAAAAAGAACGUAGCUGAGCUCAAACGUAGUUAUUUCAAAGUGCAUUCGAAGGUAGAUACAUCCGAAGACUCGAGCGGAUCGUACAAUUUUAAGCUUUUUCGACUUUUAUUUAACAGUACGUAGUCGUACAUUUUUUAGCUCUUAAAAGAACUUUUCUCUAGUUGCGAAAUGAGUGCCCCACCGGCUGGGAACGCGUAUCAGGUCGCGUGGGACGAGGAGAGCACAAUAAAACUGAUACGGGCCUAUCAGAAUCAGACGUUGUUAUGGAACACCGAACAUCGGGCACAUACCCAUCGCCAGGACAGGAUCGAUGCCUGGAUGAGGGUGGCCUCCGCGAUGGACAUGCGGGUGCAGGACAUCAAGCGGAAGAUGAACUCCAUGAUAGCGGUCCACCGAUCGCAGUUGCGGCGCGGAACUUCCUGUCGAAGGUGGUGGGCCGCUCACUUCGCCUUUCUAAUGCCGUCCAACAAAAAUCACUAUGCCGCAGCUGAGGAGAGCGAAAAGACUAGAAAGUGCAAUUUUUCGGAGAACAGUUUUGGAUCGUUUUCCGAUGCGGAAUUGGAGGAUUUGAGCAGUGAUUGCGAGUUCGUGGAGGAGGAUCCCCGUAAAAGACCCUAUCGCUCAGCUUUUCGAGAGUUUCGAGCCGAAUUCGAGCCACCGAAAAAACAGAGAUCAGAGGACCAGGAAAUUAAUCUGGAUUUGAUAGAUGACUCAACCGAGGAUUUGGUUCAAGAGCAAGCCUCCAGUAGUAGUCAUCCCGAGGAGCUGGAAAAAUUUUAUGAAAAUGCGGAGGAGAAUGCCGAAGAGAAGCUAGAGAAAAAGUCGGAGAAUGGGGAGCCAGAUACCACGGAUAGUGUCAGUAAAAACGAUGAUUCAGCCCUCUACAUGAAGUAUGUGGCCUGCAAGCUGGCCAACUAUCCGCCUCGCAUUCGCAGUUCUGUCCAGUUUCAGUUCAAUCGCAUUCUCUACGAGGCCGAUAUGGGCCUCCUUGAUCGAAAUGCUCAAAUGGCACUUGGAAAACCCACAUCAGUAUCACACUAAAAUCGACGUUUGAUGAUCACACAGCCCAGAUAAAUCUUUAUCCUAAACAUUUGAAUUAAUGAAACAAAUUAUAGAAGAAAACAUAUAUACAUGCUUUUCUUAGAAUUUAUUUGCAAAUUGUUCACUUAUGUCCUUCGAUAAUGAAUUAUCACACUAAAAGCAACUCAUAAUAAAUACGUACAUCUAGGCUCUGUAUAUUUAGUUCAUAUGUCAUUUGUCGUUCAAUACAAUGUUACUUGUCUCACGUUGUGAGUUGUUAUUUCUCUGUUGCUGUCUAUAUAUUCCAUUAAAAAGCACUUAUGUAUCCUUAACUCCGCUACAUGUAUGUAUAUACUAAAUAUAUAUAUAUAUAUAAUCUCUAUGAAGUUAAAUCAUUUGGAACAUUCAAAUUAAAAACGAAUGUGGAAAGCCGUGUUUUCCAACUUUGUGACUACAAUUCAUUGAUUGGAAAUCAAGUUAAUAUAGUUAUGUGUAUGUGCUAGAGAGACUGGUCCAUAGAUUAAGAGGUAUUAUUCAGUUGGCAAAUCAUAAAUGGCCCACUUUACAUUUUUUUAUUUUCUGUUCCCCCAUUUCUUCUUUUAAUAUAACGACAUCUUCAUUGAAAUUAAUUGAUUUGUUUUCUUGUUUUACAUGUAUAACUAAUUUUUUAGAGGUUAACGCUUUCAAAAAACUUAAGUGAACUCUUUAAUUGACAAAAUAAAUUGGCUGGUUUUAAGUGUUGGUUCCAUUUAAUAAUAAGUGCUCAAAUCGCAUCAGAUCCAUUAUAUUUGUUUUUAAUAUAAUAUAAGUUAAUUUUAUUUCUGCUUAAAUCAAUUGUUCUUGCCAUACAUCCAUAAGAUUACACUUGUUUUUGGAUUUUAAAGAAUAAAGAAAUUAUAUGUUGGUAAAACAAUGCAAUUAUUUUGUUUAAUAACAUAGGAAGUCGUGGAAUUUUGUUUCUACUGCCUGAAGAUCUAGCAGUGCACAAAAACUCCCCCAUUAAGACCAUUAUAAUGAUUCAGAUCCAUCGGAC